CUAACCUCAACAAGUCGGUGAAUAAAAAGAACUGCCUCUCUAGAAUCAGUUUAGCAGAGGACCAUCACCAGCCUCAUAUUCCAACCAAUCAAAAGUCUCCAAUAUACCUACCGACUUAUCGCCGUCGUCGUAGAGGAUUCAAGCCCCGCCACAGAAAAACGACGAUGCCGAAGAAGAUGGGAGUCAACAGCAAAGCCGAGGAGGCUAGGGCUCGCAAAGCCACCACCGAAGCCGAGCGCAAAGACCGCGAGGCUCGAGAGAGAGAGGAACGGUACUGGCGCGAAGCCGAGGGCAACAAGUCCCGAGCCGCCAAGAAGCGCGAGGACGAGUCCCAGAAGCGAGCCGAGGCCGCCGCGCGCCGAGCCGAAGCCCGCCGUUUGGCUGAGCUGGAGGAGAAGGAGCUCGAGAAGUCGAUGAAGAAGCCCGACAAGAAGGCCGAUCGGGUUUCGAUCCCCGUGCCGAAGGUUACCGAGGCCGAGCUCAGGCGGCAAAGGGAGGAGGAACAGGCGGCUUUGCAGAAGAAAGCCGAUGAGUCGAAGAAGCGGCAGAGCCGGACGGCCGCGGAGGAGGAGUACGAGAGGAUGGUGCUGGUGACGAACACGAAUCGCGAAGAUUCGAUCAUAGAGGCGAGGACGGUUGAGGAUGCGAUUGCUCAGAUGACCGUCGCUGAUAGCUUGCCUGUGGAUCGCCAUCCUGAGAGGAGGCUUAAGGCAUCGUUUAAGGCUUUUGAAGAAGCUGAGCUUCCAAAGGUGAAGGAAGAGAAGCCAGGUCUUACUCACAAUCAAUACAAGGACAUGAUAUGGAAGCUAUGGAAGAAAUCUCCUGACAAUCCUCUUAAUCAGGUUGCUGAGUGAUUUCUUUAUCUCAACAUAGCAGCCCUUGUGGUUAUUUGUCGAUCGCACUUUAACAUGGUGUGUGCUUGUAGUUAACGACAUAGCAUGUGGUUUCUUCCCUACUGUAUUUGUCUCCGCUCAAUGAAUCGUAAAUUAAAAUAACAGUGUCCUCUGUUUGGUACU
This is a messenger RNA of Ziziphus jujuba (common jujube), 1016 nucleotides long. RefSeq lists its product as uncharacterized. Gene Ontology annotation, molecular function: transcription coactivator activity. Lineage: Eukaryota; Viridiplantae; Streptophyta; Magnoliopsida; Rosales; Rhamnaceae. Gene Ontology annotation, biological process: transcription by RNA polymerase II. The coding region runs from base 165 to 854 and encodes 229 amino acids. The record is from RefSeq and is a predicted model, not a curated record. Gene Ontology annotation, cellular component: nucleus. The transcript is spliced from 3 exons.